Molecule: messenger RNA, 349 nt
Organism: Funneliformis caledonium
Lineage: Eukaryota; Fungi; Glomeromycota; Glomeromycetes; Glomerales; Glomeraceae
Source: the annotation of a GenBank genome assembly
AUGAACACGCAUUCUAUUCAAAACGAGAGAUAUACCCAAAUUAAGCAUUUGAAAGACCUUGAAAGUCACGGUUAUACCCCAAAAAAUACAGUAACCAAACACGAACUUAAUGUAGUUAAAAAUACUCUCGUCGAUAAAAUCAACGACCUCAAAAAUUACGAGAUUAAACAGGUCAGGAAUGAAGUAAGAAUGAUUAGGAAUGAAAUAAGAAUGAUUAGGAAUGAAGUAGGAAUAAUUAGGGAUGAAGUAGAUAAGAUUAGGGAUGAAAUAGGAAAGAUCAAGAAUUUCAUACUUCGUUCAGUUUUCGGAACGGCUGGAAUAGUUCUAAGUACUUCAGGCAUUAUCCUUG